UCUCUUCACUCACAAUGUAUUCACUUUCAUGUACUAGUUUUAUAUACAUACAUACAUACACAUAUACAUACAUAAAAACCCAUUUGGUUUUCUCUAUCAGUUCUCUGAUGUAAAUCAUUUCUAUUUCCCUUCAUUGGGUGUUGGAGGGUAGUGGCUGAACAAAGGUUUUACACAGACAGAGAGAGACUUCUAGAGAGAGCAAGCGAGAGAGAGAGAGAAAUGGGGAGGCUGUUUGUGGUGACUCUUGAGGGCAAGAUCUACAGCUGCAAGCACUGCCGAACCCAUCUAGCUCUCUGUGAAGACAUCGUUUCCAAGCAUUUCCACUGCAGGCAUGGGAAGGCUUAUCUCUUCAAUAAGGUAGUGAAUGUCACUGUUGGAGAGGGAGAAGAAAGAAUGAUGAUGACCGGAUUGCACACUGUUGCGGACAUUUUCUGCGUUGGGUGCGGAUCAAUUUUGGGAUGGAAAUACGAGACUGCCCAUGAAAAGAGCCAAAAGUACAAGGAAGGAAAAUCUGUCCUUGAGCGGUUUAAGAUUUCAGGCCCGGAUGGAAGCAACUACUGGAUCGGUCAUGAAACACCUGUUGGUGGAAGUGAUGCCGAUGAUGUCUGAUUGCCAAGGU
Molecule: messenger RNA, 619 nt
Organism: Camellia sinensis
Lineage: Eukaryota; Viridiplantae; Streptophyta; Magnoliopsida; Ericales; Theaceae
Product: protein yippee-like
Source: RefSeq, a predicted model, not a curated record